AUGCCCACUACAUGCCCACCUGUGCGUCGUUGUGGUACUCAUGCCCCAGGAUGGAUCAAAGGACUACAUCCUUCUGUGGCAGACGGUCAAGUGACUCGGGAAGUUUGUUAUCAUUGGUCAAACAAUUGCUGUCGGUGGAAAAACAACAUCAAAGUCAAGAACUGUGGUGCCUUUUACGUGUAUGAGCUGCAAAAAACGCCUGCAUGCUCGCUUCGAUACUGUGUUGCAUCUAAUGACCCAUGCAGCAACUACAAGAGCCUCAAUGCAGCCGACCGCCUCGAAUCUUACACUGGACAAAGCCCAGUCCGAUGUGAUCAGAGAGAUAUCACCCCUGGAUGGUAUCGUUUUACUGGUGUUGCUGGUAAUCCACAGAUGCCCACUACAUGCCCACCUGUGCGUCGUUGUGGUACUCAUGCCCCAGGAUGGAUCAAAGGAAAACAUCCUUCUGUGGCAGACGGUCAAGUGACUCGGGAAGUUUGUUAUCAUUGGUCAAACAAUUGCUGUCGGUGGAAAAACAACAUUAAAGUCAAGAACUGCGGCGUCUUUUACGUUUACGAGUUGCAAAAAACGCCUGUGUGCUCGCUUCGAUACUGUGUUGCAUCUAAUGACCCAUGUAGCAGCUACAAGAGCCUCAAUGCAGCCGACCGCCUCGAAUCUUUCACUGGACAAAGCCCAGUCCGAUGUGAUCAAAGAGAUAUCACCCCUGGAUGGUAUCGCUUCACUGGUGUUUCUGGUAACCCAAAGAUGCCCACUAAUUGUCCAAGCAAGAAUCGUUGUGGUACGCAUGCUCCAGGAUGGAUAAAUGGAAAUCAUCCUUCUGUGGCAGACGGUGAAGUGACUCGUGAAGUUUGCUAUCAUUGGUCAUACAGCUGCUGUCGGUGGAGAAACUACAUUAAAGUCAAGAACUGUGGAGCCUUUUACGUGUAUGAGCUGCAAAAAACGCCUACAUGCUCACUUCGAUACUGUGUUGCAGCUUACCAGGAUCCAUGCAGCAACUACAAGACCCUCUAUGCAGCCGACCGCCUAACCUCUUACACUAGUCAAAGUUCAGUCAGGUGCGAUAAGUAUGAUAUCACUCCUGGCUGGUAUCGCUUUGUGAGUAGUUAUGGCUAUGGUUACCCAAAGAUGCCCACUCAUUGUCCAAGCAUGAAUCGUUGUCGUACGCAUGCUCCAGGAUGGAUGAAUGGAUAUCAUCCUUCUGUCGCAGACGGUGUAGUGACUCGCACAGUCUGUUAUCAUUGGUCAAACAACUGUUGUCAGUGGAAAAACAACAUUAAAGUCAAGAACUGUGGAGCGUUUUACGUGUAUGAGCUGCAAAAAACGCCUGCGUGUUACCUUCGCUACUGUGCUGAACCUUGAAUCAACCUUCGACUGGGCUCAGCUGGACUAGCGUUAAAUGAAGUUUAGUGACGCCAGCAACAGUGUGAAUGCGUUCUCGUGAAGCCUAAUAUCAGCCCUUCCACGUAGCUGGUAUUAACAAUUAGUUAUAUGUCCAGCUGAUAGAAAUAAAUCGACGUGCAAAGCA
This is a messenger RNA of Orbicella faveolata, 1525 nucleotides long. RefSeq lists its product as uncharacterized. Lineage: Eukaryota; Metazoa; Cnidaria; Anthozoa; Scleractinia; Merulinidae. The record is from RefSeq and is a predicted model, not a curated record.